This is a messenger RNA of Xenia sp. Carnegie-2017, 483 nucleotides long. RefSeq names its product glutamate--cysteine ligase catalytic subunit-like. Lineage: Eukaryota; Metazoa; Cnidaria; Anthozoa; Malacalcyonacea; Xeniidae. The transcript is spliced from 4 exons. Gene Ontology annotation, cellular component: glutamate-cysteine ligase complex. The coding region runs from base 1 to 483 and encodes 160 amino acids. Gene Ontology annotation, molecular function: glutamate-cysteine ligase activity. The record is from RefSeq and is a predicted model, not a curated record. Gene Ontology annotation, biological process: glutathione biosynthetic process.
AUGAAGAAUGUUUUAAAUUCAGAUCACUUAAGUAAAGAUAACAACCAAUGUGAUGAAACAAGUCCCAAAAAAUGCUACAAACUUAUGAGCGUCGAUGAAAUCAUUAAUGGAAAGGAUGGCGAAUUUUCAGGCCUUAUACCGUUAAUUAACAAGUUUUUGGAUUCUGUGGACGUGGAUUUUGAUACUCGUUGCACGAUCAGUCACUAUCUUAAAUUCAUGUCCAAAAAGGCGUCAGGCGAGUACUUAACUACAGCACAAUGGAUGCGCGGUUUUGUAAUGAAUCAUGCCGACUACAAGCAAGAUUCGGUGGUUACAGAGAGUAUUGCAUAUGAUUUGGUGAAACUUUGUCAUGAAAUCAGCAACAAGGGACGACCUUGCCCUGAGCUGUUUGGAAAGCCAGAGACAAGAACUAGUCUAAAGGGACCAGAUUGCACGAUGAACGGUGACAAAAUGAAUGGAAAACCCAACGGCGUCGUCGCUUAG